This is a messenger RNA of Desarmillaria tabescens, 543 nucleotides long. RefSeq lists its product as uncharacterized. The transcript is spliced from 3 exons. The coding region runs from base 1 to 543 and encodes 180 amino acids. NCBI's taxonomy places the organism in Eukaryota, Fungi, Basidiomycota, Agaricomycetes, Agaricales, Physalacriaceae. The record is from RefSeq and is a predicted model, not a curated record.
AUGUUUUCUUCGAUAAUCUUCUUCUCUUCUCUCCUCUUCACUGCCGCUACCGCAGCGCCUUUGGAAGCCAGGAGCACCUGUAACCCCGACUUUGAGGGUGCUAUCCUCACCGUGUCUUCCUAUACUGGCAAGCCCUAUGGAAGACUCUCGUGGUCAUCCAACCCCGCCGUCGGAGCACCCGUCGUUGCCAGUACUGCGGCUUCGAGGUGGUACGUCCAGCAGAACGGCGACUACAAUCCUGCCACCUACACUUUCAAGAAUAUAGAUAAUCUCCUCUUUGACGUCGAACUUAAAGAUGAGGGCCUUAUCAUGGACAACAUCGACUGGUCGGGUGCCAAUGUGAACCAAAAAUGGAAAGUUGAAUGUGGGUCGUGUGCUACGGAUAUCGCCCACCAGCUAGGCAUCGUCGCUUCGGGAUGCACGAUCUCUCCGGCUGCUCCCAGCGCCAGCGGGAAGUGCGUCACGCAGAAUGGGUUUGGACAACAGUUGGACUUGGUUGCCUGCCCCGCCGGAGGGCUCGGAAACUUUUAUUUCUCGGUUUGA